GUCACAUCCGCAGGUCUUAUGCAACAAGUCCGAUAGGUAUUGAUCCUAGGAGUCUACCCUUCAAGUCAGUCAACACAGAUGCCGAAGACAGUACGGAACUCGUUCCUCCUGCAGCUGCAGCCGGAAAUAUCCUCCGGUAGACUAAUUAAUAGGCGGAAGUUUGUUCUUCCUUCAUUGGCUUGCCUGCCAUCAUGAUGCAGUUAUCGGUCGGAUUUCGCCGCGAGAUUCUUGGAGCCCCACCCUGGUCACCUGGAUUGGUACAAUUUCCAACACAAUGACCUAUAUAAUAAUACGCACCAAACUAAAAACUGUACAUACAUCUCCGUACUAAUCCCUCAGCUUGACUAUAGACUCUCAAUGUCUGGCAUCCCUUCGGAUACUGGCGCUUUAAUGUCAGCAGUGCUAGAAGGCAUUUUAUAUGGCUUUUCAGUCCUCAUGUUCACGGGUACCAUUUGGGCUUUGACAUACAAGCGUAGCUUGCAGGAUAUCAAUCGGCCAAUCGCUGUAGUCGCCGUCCUGCUAUUGUUAGUGAGCACCGUCCACAUGAUCGUUACUAUCAUUCGCGUCGAAAAUGGAUUCGUGAAGUAUCGCGAUACAUGGCCAGGCGGGCCCGCGGCAUUUUUCGCAGACAUAACCGAAGAAACAUACGUGAUCAAGCAUGCGUUAUACAUCUUCCAGACCGUACUUGCUGAUGGCGUGAUGGUUUAUCGCUGCUAUAUUGUUUGGCAAUCCGCCCGGAUUGCGAUCAUACCAGGCAUACUGUGGUGUGCCAUCGUAGUGACUGGUGUUCAUGCGGUCUACAGUGUUUCGCAAGCCAGCAGUAACCCCGGAGACGUAUUCGCCUCACAGCUUACGAAGUGGAUUACGGCAUUCUUUGCCUCGACUAUUACGACCAAUCUGUUGUGUUCAGGAUUACUGGCGUAUCGUAUAUGGACGAUCGAACGCGAGGUUGCUAAAGUGCGUACAUCGAAGAGAGGUACCAUGAUUCCAAUAGUACGCAUACUCGUGGACGCCGCCGUUUUGUACUCUGUGGUGCUCUUCAGCCUACUAAUCUGUUUCCUCUCCGGGAACAACGGAGAGUCUGUUUUGACAGACCUGGUCAUGCCGAUCAUAUCGAUUGCCUUCUACAUGGUGCUCAUUCGUAUAACACUCAAUCGAAAAAAUCGCAGCUACAUCUCAACUGUCUUCUCGACUGUCCCUAGAGGGACAAUAGGCUCAGAUGGGACGACACAGGAGACCUUGCAGGAUUAUCCUAUGAAGCCCUUGCAGGUCCAUAUAUCAAAAUAUACCCAAAAUGACGGUCCCUCAGCGUACAGGGUACGGAGCGACCAGCCAUCGACAGGCAAGGUGGAGUCUCUUGGAAGGGUAUCUUUAGAUAUGUAACGACACGGAGAUAAGCACACCGCAGACAGCGGCUGAUGCCAAGCACCCACCGGCUGGCUGCGGCGCAGUGCCGGUUGAGCUCAGGUCGGGGUUCACACAUGGGAGUACCGCAAAUUACUUCCGCGGAAUCAACUAUUCGGUCCUUACGUAUGGCAAUGUAGAUAUGUCGUGAUGUUCCCCAGAGUUUCUUGAUUGUACUUCUAACUUUACAUGUCUUCACACUUGUGUACAACUCUCGUUCUCACAUCUUGGCAUUUCAUUGUACUUCUAAUGACCUGUUGCUAUGAAGCGACUGAAAUAUAUUCGAAC
Molecule: messenger RNA, 1692 nt
Organism: Suillus clintonianus
Lineage: Eukaryota; Fungi; Basidiomycota; Agaricomycetes; Boletales; Suillaceae
Exons: 7
Coding region: 358-1383 (341 amino acids)
Source: RefSeq, a predicted model, not a curated record